AUGUCUGGGAAGUAUAACGAAACACUCUUGAACACUCUUGGAAUCUUCCGGGACGCCAUCGGCCUCCUUAAGGAUAAUAGCAACACACAGGGCUUACACAAUUUCCUCGAUCAUAUUGAUGCAUACUGCUUUCUCUUGAGAGACUACCUCACCAACAAGAUUUCUCACUCCGAACCCAUAGUUCGUACGAUCUUUGAGAAACUUGGAUCAUUCCUCCGGUCCCCCGAUCCGCUAGACAAAAAGCACUCACUUAGAAAGAUGAACACGCUGAGAAUGAAUUGGGGAAAGUCUAAAACGCAAGAAGAAAAGGUGUCACAUAUACAAAACUGCUUGGGUUUAAACUCUGCUGAGAGACGUGAGGAAAUGAUUCUUCUAUUUCGAGGCUUUGUCACCGCAAUCCAGUCCCAACUAUUGACCAGUGCCCACACCCGACGUGACAACCACAUAUCGUCGAAGAACAUAUUGAAGCCAUUGUACUCUGUGCGCAUUGGUGCUGUCAGUGCAUUCGAGGCGCUCGAUAUCUCCUCGAAAGCGUGCUCUCACAGCCAUAAGUCUGCUGCUAGGCUCCGGUUAGCAACACAUCGUCAACAAAUGGAGGACCGAUGUCGGUUUGACACCUUAGUCUCGCUUGAUAAGGCUUGCCAUGCAUGGCACGAAAUUCAAAUCCAGGCUACCCUGUCUAGUGCAGCGCCAAAGAAGAAACCAAUGACCGAGUCUGCGUCACUUCAAAAUAACUGCGCGAACAGAAGAGCACUCACCCACCGUCGACUUGCAGUGGAGAGACUGUGUGAGCAGAUAGAGAAGAUUAAGUCUAAGCCGCUUAUGCGACUCAAUCUGCUAGUCGAAGAUGGGAAACUCUGGAAGAAUCAAUCAUCAAAAAGUGAACAUCACGUCGACCGAUCGGACUCCCUAUUGUCCUUGAAAGAUAUCGUCGAGUCCCGUCCUACUAGUCUGACUGAGAAAGUGAAGCGAGUUCUGGCAGUCUUUCUGGCUUAUUCGCUUCUACAUCUCCGCGGAACGCCGUGGCUGAGGCCGUCCAGCUUCAAGGCGGCGAACAUUAUGUUCUACAGUACUUCAACCGCGAUACCCCUAAAACCGUAUAUCCAUGUGUAUUUUGCGGAGACAGAUGGCUCUUCGGGACAGCCAAAUGAGACGGAUGAGGGGAUUGACCCGGAUGACCUCCCAAUGCACCCAUUCCCCGAUAUUGUCAUGUUGGCCAUGCUUCUCAUGGAAAUCUACAUGAUUCAGCCAAUUGAAUCAUUGGCUGAGCAAGUGGACAUGCCGAUAGCAGAUUGGAGCUGUGUCGAUGAAAACACAAAUUAUCUAAUUGCCGUCGCCGUCUUCGAUCGGUUCAAAGCAGAUUUCACAGAUAGUUACCGAGGCGCGGUUGAUAGGUGCCUAGACCCAAAUAUUGGAUUCAAUGACAACGACGAAGAGCUCAACCAAGAAGAUUUGAACAAUUUGAUAUACGAAGAGGUAGUACAUCCCCUUGAGAAUGAGCUGGACCGAGGAUUUGGCAACACGAUACAAAUAGACAAUCUGGACGAACUGGCUCAGACUAUAGAUAUGAACAGAUUUGGACAAAUGCCACACAGUCAACAGCAUUCUCCUCAGGUUAGAGAUACCAAAUCGGUUCCCGGGGAUCUCAAUGGCCCAAGCACACCUGUCUUACCUCCUAAUCUAAACAACAUUUUGGAAACCGGAAAGGCCCCAAAUCAUCCUACUCAUAGGCACCAAGACUACACUAUCGGAUGGAUCUGCGCCCUCCCGAACGAAAUGGCCGCAGCACAAGCAAUGCUCGACGAGCACCACGCAUCUUUACCGAAAGACGCAAAUGACAAGAACACAUACACACUAGGACGCAUGGGUGUGCACAACGUUGUCAUGACAUGCCUCCCUGCAGGUGUUACAGGCACUGUCGCAGCAGCCCGAGUCGCAGGCCACAUGCGGUCUACCUUUCGAGGGACUAGGCUAGGUCUAAUGGUUGGAAUCGGCGGCGGGGUGCCUGAUGUGCAUGAUAUCCGAUUCGGAGAUGUGGUGGUUGGAGUGCCCAGCGGGUGUCUUGGAGGAGUGGUCCAGUACGAUUUUGGCAAGACGGUGCAGGACCACAAGUUUCUUCGCACAGGCUCCCUGAACAGGCCUCCUGAUGAGCUUCUGUCAGCUGUUUCCCGACUGAAAGCGGACCACCUUUGCGGCAAAGUCAAUAUCGAGAACUAUAUCAACGAGACGUUUGAGGAUUCGCAGCUGAGCACUGAAUUCUCCUACCCUGGUGCGGAAAAUGAUCUCCUUUACCAGAAUGACUACGACCACGCUCCUGCCAACGAUAACGACGACUGCCAGAAAUGCGAUCCAACGAAAGUUGUCCUGCGAAAACCCCGAAAUUCAGCAUGUCCGCGUAUUCAUUACGGUCUUAUCGCUUCUGGAAAUCAAGUAAUGAGGCAUGGUACAACCCGCACUCGCCUGGCCAAAGAACUGGGAGCUAUCUGCUUCGAAAUGGAGGCCGCCGGCCUGGUAGAUUCAUUCCCUUGUCUCGUGAUUCGAGGCAUCUGCGAUUAUUCCGACUCGCAUAAGAACAAGCGAUGGCAGGGCUAUGCGGCGGUGACAGCGGCAGCCUACGCGAAGGAACUUUUGAGUGUGAUACCUAAGAGCCAUGGUGAUGUGGAGACUACCACGGUUUGGUAG
Molecule: messenger RNA, 2682 nt
Organism: Aspergillus steynii IBT 23096
Lineage: Eukaryota; Fungi; Ascomycota; Eurotiomycetes; Eurotiales; Aspergillaceae
Product: purine and uridine phosphorylase
Exons: 2
Coding region: 1-2682 (893 amino acids)
Biological process (GO): nucleoside metabolic process
Molecular function (GO): catalytic activity
Source: RefSeq, a predicted model, not a curated record